AUGCCAGUCCCAGCAUCCGUGCUUCAGGCAGGUAGCAAGGUUCUGGUAGUUGGGGGAGGUAUAGGUGGUCUCUCAUAUGCAUAUUUUCUUUCUAGAUUGAGACCAGAUAUAAAGGUGAAGCUGCUGGAGACCAGGCAGAAUUGUCGCGGGAGCAUUGUUUCCAAACCAACCUCCCUUCCUGAUGGCAGUGUGGUAAACUUGGAGAAAGGCCCUCGAACCCUGCGCGGGGUUUCGGACAGCGCCGUGAUCAUUAUGGAUCUAGUGCGCCAGCUAGGCGAAUCCCAAUCAAUUUACGGGAUAGCGAAGGAUAGUCCUGCGAACCGGAAGUUUCUGCUGGAUCAUAAGGGCGAACUGCUGCAGUUGCCGAACUCUUGGAAGACAUUUCGCAAAUUCAUGCAGAACCCGCUGAGCGAUGGCCUCGUAAGAGGAAUAUUAGGGGAGCCAUUUAGACGUACUCGACCGGAAUCAAGUGCCGAUGAAUCUGCGUUUGAUCUUUUUGUGCGGCGAUUUGGGAACGCACAAGUGCCCAACAACCUUUUGAGCUCGCUUUUCCACGGCAUAUACGGCGAUGACAUUCAGCUACUUAGCGCGCAGCGGAUCGCGCGCCGGUUUUACGAGAUGGAACAGGAGCACUCAUCAUUCAUCAGGGCUGGCAUAUCCGGGAUCUUUAAGAAGCCCGCACUGUCUCUAUCACUUGACAAAUACCAAGAGACAUUUGGUAGAGACAAGGAAGAGUUGCUCCAGCUGAAGAAGACUCUAAGCCAGUUCCCGAUUUUGGGUUUCAAAGGCGGAAUGGAAUUCCUGCCCCGGCUAAUCCUAAAAGAACUUAGCGGAAUGCCAAACGUGGAGAUCUGUACCGGGAAACUCGUGAGCGCCGUCUCCCCAGCGAAAGACGGCAAGAUAGAGGUUGUAGCGAAGGACGGCACGCGUUACACGGGCAUUGACCACGUUCGCCUAGCAGUCAGCCCAAUGUCUAUCAAACGGAUGCUCUCCGAGCAGUCCAUCUCGAGCCACCUAGAGCGUGCUUCUGCCAACACCAUAGCAGUCGUUAACUUCUACCUUCCCAAAAAAGAUGUCAUCGCUGAUUACCACAGCUUCGGAUACCUGGCGCCGAUCUCCAUUCCAAACCCCCACAAGCUGCUCGGCGUGAUUUUUGAUUCGGUGGUGGAGCGGAGCUACACGCCGCUGUUUGCACCAUCCACCGACCGCUUCGCGCAGGGCCAAUAUACAAAGAUGACAGCGAUGAUGGGGGGCCACUAUUUUUCACAGCAAGACUUGCAGAACCCCCCUUCCGAAGAUGGAAUCAUACAGAAUAUCAAGAAUGUUUUCAAGCGCCAUUUGCACAUAUCCGAAGCUGAUCUGGCUGCUGCCCACUGGAGUGUCACACUGGCAAAGAACUGUAUUCCCCAUUUCCACGUGGGAUACAACCAGUGGGAAACCGUCCUACGCGGAAAAAUACAAAGCGAAUAUGGGCACCGUAUAUCCCUCGGUGGUAUGGCUUUCAGCUCUGGCCCUGGCGUUCCUGACGUUUUCAUGAAUGGCUUCCUCGAUGCUGUAUCCAUGGCAAAGUGA
Messenger RNA from Eremothecium gossypii ATCC 10895, 1572 nucleotides. It is a transcript of the gene HEM14, whose product is annotated as oxygen-dependent protoporphyrinogen oxidase. The record is from RefSeq and is marked provisional. Lineage: Eukaryota; Fungi; Ascomycota; Saccharomycetes; Saccharomycetales; Saccharomycetaceae. Gene Ontology annotation, cellular component: mitochondrial inner membrane. Gene Ontology annotation, biological process: heme biosynthetic process. The transcript has a single exon. Gene Ontology annotation, molecular function: protoporphyrinogen oxidase activity, oxygen as acceptor. Bases 1 to 1572 code for a protein of 523 amino acids.